AUGGCGGGGACGUCUGUGUUUGAAGUGACCGCAUCGGACAAGGACUCAGGCUUGGACGGAGAGAUAGAGUUCAUAGUCGUCAAUGGGGGAACUCCCUUCAGUGUUGAUAGCGGUACCGGUGUGGUUCGAGUGGCCGCUAACUUGGACUACGAGACGGACACGUCAUACAGCUUGGUGAUCCGAGCCAGGGACAAGUCCACCGCAACGCGGAGUGUUGCAGAGCAAACGAUCACCGUUACGGUGACCGACGUGAAUGACGUGACGGUCACGUGCGACUCUGUCGCCACACAGGUCAUCCCUGACCCCAACUCCGUGAACUACGUGGUGGCCACGCUAGCGUGCUCGGACAUAGACGACCCACCAACAGCCGUCACGUACAGCAUUCUCUCUGAAGUGGCGCUGCCAUCUGGGACUACUACAGCUGUAUUCAGCCUGACCGGAUCGAACCUGGUGCUGACAGGCGACCCUCAGAACACAAGGUACCUGGUGACCAUCGAGGCCACAGACGGCACGAACAGCACCCAAGUCGAAAUCGUCAUCAUCACGGAGACCCAACUGAGACUCACAGCUCUCACGUCCCCUGUGACGGUGGACGAGGGUGUGUCGGGCAACACACUACACAUCUUCAACUGGACUGACGUGUUCCCCUUCGCACGGGUCACUAUUACGUCAGGGAAUGACGACAACAAGGUGAUCCUAUACAGCACCUCGGGCGACCUGGUCCUCCUGUCUCCUUACGACAGAGAGACCACAGGCUCCUACAACUACUUCGUCCAGGCGUCCACCUCGUCCAAUCAGGUGGCGACAACAACUCUCACAGUGGAGGUAAAUGACGUCAACGACAAUACUCCAAAGUUCGAAUCCAGCAUCUACUUCGUCUCCAUCUCAGAAAACGCAAUCGUUGGGACCACUAUCAUCACGCUCACAGCAACUGAUCUCGACUCGGCUGCGUUCGGCCCUGUCGCUCAGUCUAUAGUCUCUGGAAACACAGACGGCGACUUUGCCAUUGACCCGGUCUCAGGAAUUGUCAGACAGGUCAAACUUCUCGACCGAGAGCGGACGGACUCUUACACAUUGAUCUUGAAGGCCACUGACCAGAACAAUGUGUCCUCAACAGCCACACUGACCAUCGCAAUAACGGACAUCAAUGACAACGAUCCCGCCUUCUCCCAGCCAGUCUAUGAGUUCAACGUGGAUCACAACACGGGGAUGGGGGUAAGUAUUGGAAAUCUCAGCGUAGUUGACGCAGACGACGCUGUAAACGCCGAGACUGAUGUGGUCAUUGACGAUGCGGGAGUCACUGGUAUCUUCUCUCUGAGCGGUCUUCAAGUCGAGACAGCCACGAUCAUGGACUAUGAAGUGGUGAGAAGGUACAGUUUUCAGGUCAAGGUCACAGACAAAGGUGCCACCAGCAGGUCCGGCACAGCUAGAGUGGUUGUGAACGUUCUCCCAGCCACGGAAGAGCCAAAGUUUGACCCUGUCCUGGACACAAUCACCAUAGACGAAGGGACGUUGGCUGGCUAUCAGGUGUAUGACCUGGACGCAACUCUCCUCGGUGCCUCAGAGACUGACGGAACGAUGAAGUACUCUAUAAUGUCGGAAACCCCAGCUGGGGGGUUCACUGUGCGUUCGGACACUGGUCAAGUGGUCAGUCUGGUUACUAUGGACUACGAGACCAGUGCAAAGUAUGAUCUCACUCUUCAAGCGUGUAUUGUCCUUGACUGCAGUAUCAAAAAAGUCGAUUUUACUCUAACCAUUGCCGUGAUAGAUAUAAAUGAUAAUACACCUUAUUUUAAUGACGGUUCCUACUCAAUUCAAGUCGAAGAAAUUGUUAAUGUCAGUACGGUGUUAGAUACGAUCAUCACAGCCACUGAUGAAGACAACUCCAGCCCUUUUAAUGUCCUCACCUACACACUCACGGGAACGUCGACUGAUUUUGAGCUAGUGGACUCGACUUCUGGAGCAAUCAAAGUAGCAAACAGCCUAAACUUCCAGAGUCAGAGCGAGUACAGCUAUCUCCUGAGCGUCUCCGACGGGGGAACCCCGGCCAAGUCGGCGCAAGUCUCCGUCGUCAUACAGGUGCAGGACUCCAACACCAACGACCCGAUAUUCACCACGGGCAGCACUAUCGACACUACAGGAACGAUUACAGUAACAGAUUCAACCCUGCUGACGGACGCCACCAAGUACAUUCGAUGGGUCAUUUGUCGUUCCACGGACGGCGGGGUCGUCACGUCUAGACUUUCGCUUAUCAGGAUCGAUACUUUCGACAGGGACACCCAAAUGAUCGUGAUCGAAUUCGCAGAGUCUCUGACAAAUCUCAGGAAUAAUAUGAUUCUCCAGCAGUCUGCAGACGGCAGUCCAGUGGCCGGCCUGUCCGAUCCGUCCAGCUUGACUGUGUCCACUGUCCAGCCUUUCGGCUCAACCGCCACCUCCAACUCCUUCUGGAAGACGCCGGCUGGCAUCGCCAUCCUCGUCCUCAUAACCCUCUUUAUCGUCAUCCUCGUUGGCUUCGCUGUUGUAUGUUUGCUGUACAGAAGGGAGAAAAAGAAGUAGAGACAGGGUGUCUGCUGUAUACAUAUCUGGCUUACGAGACAAACGUAUGGUUUUUUUUAUUUUUAGAAAGAGCUUUACGGCACUUGUAAAACAAGAAAGGUCCUAACAUAAGUGUCUGAGAUUAUACCAUCCUCAUUGGCUUGGCUGUAGUGUGUUUGCUGUACAGAGAGGGAAAGAAGUAGGGAAAGAGUCUUACAGGGGGAGACGUAUCUGUUGUAUACAUAUCUAGCUUUCGAGACAAAGUGUUAUUUACUUUCAGAAAGAGUUUUACGGCACUUGCAAAAACAUGGACCAUAAUAUAAGUGUCAGAGAUUAGAAGUUCUUGUAAGGAAUAAAAUGCAAAUAAAGAACAUGAAUAAAAGAUACGAAUAACAGAUGUUUGAUAGGAAGAUUGUGUCUUUAAAUCCGUACAAAAUAUACCGGAGUUUGAUUUAAAAGUGAACAAGAUUUUUAUUGACCUUUACCGUCUUUCAGCCAGCGCCCAAUUAAGAGCAUCUAUUGUGUCUGUUGACAGCGCAAAACAUUUAUUUUAUCGUCAGCCAGUGUUACAAUGUAUUUAGCCCAACUUUGAGAAGUACAGUUUCUCUAUUGUGGUAUCGGUUCAAUGUUCUCAAGAAAUUUUAAUAUUUCGUCGAAGUUCUAAUUGUAAUUAAAUGUUGAAAAAAGACAAGGAAAAGAAAACCCAACUGUAUCAUGAAGGAGCAAAUGUUAAAACAAUGAAACAGUUUUUCCUCUCAUGCAAAACUGCUUCUGGACUUAGUGCAUAUUAACAGCUUGCCGAUGUCAAACGAAUUUAAAAUCAGUGCCCCUGACCGUGGGAUUUUUGUUCAGCCUGCCGAGAACAGACAUGUUUUUUAAAGCGUAUCAGGGGAGAUCACCGUCUAGUAUGCGUGAGAAAAAAAAACAGCUGUAUCUAUCUCCCCUGGGCAAAGGUCCAUUAUCAUAGAACAUUUAAAAAAAAUUAAUCUCGACUGUC
Aplysia californica (California sea hare) is the source of this 3532-nucleotide messenger RNA. RefSeq names its product protocadherin Fat 3. Gene Ontology annotation, molecular function: cadherin binding; calcium ion binding. Gene Ontology annotation, cellular component: plasma membrane; catenin complex. NCBI's taxonomy places the organism in Eukaryota, Metazoa, Mollusca, Gastropoda, Aplysiida, Aplysiidae. The record is from RefSeq and is a predicted model, not a curated record. Gene Ontology annotation, biological process: homophilic cell-cell adhesion.